AGGAAUUAUACUCAUCAAUCAUCAUCCGUCGAUAUUUUCGAUAUUUUUCGAUACUUUACUUUAAAAAAUAAUAUUAUGGGUUUCAAAGUCAUUGUUUUUCUUGGCCUUUUUUUGGCCGCGGUUCUGAUCAUUUCGAAUCCGGCGGUUGCUGACAACGCCGAUGCAUCUAAAGAGAUCGAAGAUGAUGCUGCCAAAUAUCCGCAACAAUACGGUGAAUAUCCCGGAGGUGGAUAUGGGGGCUAUCCCGGUGGUGGAUUCGGAGGCUAUCCGGGCCGUGGUGGUUAUGGUGGUGGAUUUCCAGGGCGUGGUGGCUAUGGCGGGGGGUUCCCCGGACGUGGCGGCUAUGGUGGCGGGUUUCCGGGGCGUGGCGGCUAUGGCGGUGGGUUUCCGGGGCGUGGUGGCAAUGGUGGCGGAUUUCCAUAAAAAGAUUGAUUAUGAAUUUUAAAUUUAUGGAAUUAAGUCAUGUAUCCUUAAGUUAUAAUUAUUGGAAAUAAAAUGGAUGGACUUAUACUUGCAA
Andrographis paniculata is the source of this 517-nucleotide messenger RNA. RefSeq names its product glycine-rich cell wall structural protein-like. The transcript is spliced from 2 exons. Lineage: Eukaryota; Viridiplantae; Streptophyta; Magnoliopsida; Lamiales; Acanthaceae. Bases 76 to 423 code for a protein of 115 amino acids. The record is from RefSeq and is a predicted model, not a curated record.